AUGGAUUACAAAGUGCCAGAAUCAGAUAUCGAGUUGUUUGAAGAUAAUCCCGAGGAGUAUGUGUGGCGUGAUAUCGAAGGUUCAGACGUUGCGACCAGACGCCGCGCCGCCUGCGACCUGCUGCGGGCCCUCGCAACACAUUACGACGAUAAAAUGAUGGCCAUCUUCGGACAGUACGUAGAGGUAUCACCUGCGUACCCAUACAGAUGGGUCGGACUACAGAGUCUAGUCAGUCUAGUUGAAAAUGUUGCCUGUUGGGCUCGUAAAGCCUUUCCUACAUACAUACUUAAAUAA
Messenger RNA from Danaus chrysippus (African queen), 294 nucleotides. The record is from the annotation of a GenBank genome assembly. Lineage: Eukaryota; Metazoa; Arthropoda; Insecta; Lepidoptera; Nymphalidae.